UCUUCUAAAAUUAACCAAAAGCCUUCUCCCUCUCUCAUUACCUUUGGCUUUCCAAUUUCCAUCAUCAUCACCAUCAUAAUCAUCUCUUUCGCCCUCGAGUCUAAAUCUGAAAAGCAGCCCUUUCUCUUUCUUCCUAUAUGGUUUCUUGAAUAUCUCCUGAAUAUAUGAGAGAGAACUAGUGAAAUUAGCUAAAGCUGGUCAAAGGAAGCAAUUAAAGUUUCUGCUUGUGAUAAGGCCAAUACAACACAUGGUCCUUAAUUUCUGCUCAAGUCUUCAUUUCCUCGAGCCUCCGUCAAUCAUUGUGAGGUAAAGUUGAAUCACCGUUAAUGUGAAUCAUGGAAACUGCUGAAGUUGAAGAAAUUUUGCUCUUAAUUGGGGAACCAAAGUUGCAUGGAGGGAUGUGUAAGAGUUUAUCAGCAAUUUAUGCUAAAGUAUUGGGGAUAUUUCCUGACUUGGAAGCAGCAAGGCCAAGAAGUACAUCAGGCAUUCAAGCAUUGUGUGCAUUGCACAUUGCCCUUGAGAAGACGAAGAAUAUUCUUCAACACUGUGCAGAGUGUAGUAAACUUUACUUGGCUAUAACUGGUGACUCUGUUGUUCUAAAGUUCGAAAAGGCAAGAUGCGCUCUUGAAGAUGGUCUGAGGCGUGUCGAAGAUAUUGUUCCACAAGCUAUUGGUUCACAGAUUUCAGAAAUUUUGAUUGAUCUUAUGGGGAUUGAAUUCUCACUUGAUUCGAUGGAGAAACAAGUUGGUGAUGAGAUAAUUGCAUUGCUCCAGCAAGGUAGAAAAUUCAACAACUCUAACGACACUGGUGAACUUGAAUCUUUUCACCAGGCUGCUUCUAGACUUGGUAUCACAUCUUCCAGAGCUGCACUUAGAGAGAGACGGGCUUUGAAGAAACUUAUAGACAGAGCUCGUGCUGAGGAAGACAAAAGAAAGGAAUCAAUUGUGGCUUAUCUUUUGCAUCUAAUGAGAAAAUACUCAAAAUUAUUUAGAAAUGAAUUUUCGGAUGAUAAUGACUCACAGGGUUCUACACCUUGUUCUCCAACUGUUCAAGGAUCAUUUGAGGAUGGUAGUGGGCCUGGAAUUAAUGGCCAUGCCUUUGACAGACAACUCUCAAAACUCAGCUCUUUUAACUUCAAGCCAAACUUCAGGAGAUCUGGGCAGAUUCCUGUCCCUCCUGAAGAAUUAAGGUGCCCAAUAUCAUUGCAACUCAUGUAUGAUCCUGUAAUUAUUGCUUCUGGACAGACGUAUGAAAGAAUCUGCAUAGAGAAGUGGUUCAGCGAUGGGCACAAGACAUGCCCAAAAACUCAGCAGCAGCUGUGUCAUCUUGGAUUGACUCCAAAUUACUGUGUAAAGGGUCUAGUUGCUAGUUGGUGUGAACAGAAUGGAGUUCCUGUUCCAGAUGGCCCUCCCGAGUCUCUUGAUCUGAACUACUGGAGAUUGGCUCUGUCAGACAGUGAUACUGCAAAAUCAAAAUUAACCGAUAAUGUUGGGUACUUCAAGUUCAAGGGUGUGAAGGUGGUACCCUUGGAGGAUAGUGGUGUUAUUGAGGAAGCUGAAGGAAAUGAAGUUGAAGAUGUUUCUCCACAGGAGCAUGAAUGUGGGGUCAAUUUAUUCGAAAGGUAUAAAGACUUUUUGGUCAUCUUAGAAAAAGAAGACAACAUAACAAAACAGUGCAAAGUGGUAGAACAGAUAAGGCACUUGCUAAAGGAUGAUGAAGAAGCCAGAAUAUACAUGGGGGCAAAUGGUUUUGUUGAAGCAUUAUUGCGGUUUUUGGACUCGGCCUUGCAAGCAAGGAAUGAGACAGCUCAGGAAGUUGGAACCAUGGCUCUUUUCAAUCUGGCUGUGAAUAAUAACAGAAACAAGGACUUGAUGCUGGAAGGAAAAGUGCUUGAAUUGCUGGGGAAGAUGAUCGUUAAUCGCAAAUGUGCUGGAGCUGCAACAGCCCUUUACCUUAACCUGUCCUGCCUUGAAGAGGCCAAGCCCAUUAUUGGAUCCAGUGAAGCUGUCCCUUUCUUGAUUCAGGUUCUUCAGCAUCAACCUGAUGUACAAUGUAGGCUUGAUUCGCUCCAUGCCCUUUAUAAUCUUUCUGGCCACCAAGCCAAUAUUCCCCCCCUUCUAUCAGCUGGUGUCAUUGACAGUUUGCAAGCCCUUAUCACAAAUUCGGGUGACCAUUCUUGGACAGAGAAAUCCAUUGCGGUUGUCAUAAACUUGGCUGCAAGUAGAUCAGCGCGUGAGGAAAUCAUAUCUUCUUCUGGCCUUGUCAGUGGGCUUGCUACUAUUUUGGAUGUUGGUGAACCUGUUGAGCAGGAGCAAGCUGCUGCAUGUCUUUUAAUACUAUGCAAUGGCAAUGAGAAGUGCAGUCAAAUGGUCCUUCAAGAAGGAGUGAUUCCUUCUUUGGUUUGCAUUUCUGUGAAUGGGACGACGAGAGGAAAACAGAAAGCUCAGAAGCUCUUAAUGUUGUUUCGUGAGCAGAGGCAGCGGGAGCCAUCCGCUGUCCAGGCUGCGCUGCAGCCUGAAUGUAGUGAGAUUCCCGUAACCACAGAAGAUGCAAAACCACUAUGCAAAUCAGUUUCCAGAAGAAAAGUGGGAAGAGCCUGGAGUUUUUGGUGGAAGAACAAGAGUUUUUCUGUAUACCAGUGUUAAGAGACUCUUCUUAGUUCCUUUGCUGACAAUCUUGUACAUUAAAUCACGCAUCUCUCCUUUGUAUUAAUUAGUUCUGUCCUAUUCAAUAGGCAUCGUGUUUUCCAGUUUCCUGUUUCCCACAGAAGAUAUGUACAGGUUCCUGUAAGGCUAUAGCCACUAAAUUUUGCUUGCUUUAUCUUCCUGAUAGAAUAGCGUACAACUACCCAAAAGUGAGCCCUUAGUUGAAGUUUUAAAAGUGAAUCUCCUGGUACUUAAAGAACGGGAGUUUG
Molecule: messenger RNA, 2914 nt
Organism: Coffea arabica (coffee)
Lineage: Eukaryota; Viridiplantae; Streptophyta; Magnoliopsida; Gentianales; Rubiaceae
Product: U-box domain-containing protein 6-like
Biological process (GO): protein ubiquitination
Molecular function (GO): protein binding; ubiquitin-protein transferase activity
Source: RefSeq, a predicted model, not a curated record